This is a messenger RNA of Cynoglossus semilaevis (tongue sole), 1014 nucleotides long. It is a transcript of the gene ranbp1, whose product is annotated as RAN binding protein 1. NCBI's taxonomy places the organism in Eukaryota, Metazoa, Chordata, Actinopteri, Pleuronectiformes, Cynoglossidae. The coding region runs from base 164 to 934 and encodes 256 amino acids. Gene Ontology annotation, molecular function: GTPase activator activity. Gene Ontology annotation, biological process: nucleocytoplasmic transport; positive regulation of mitotic centrosome separation. The transcript is spliced from 7 exons. The record is from RefSeq and is a predicted model, not a curated record. Gene Ontology annotation, cellular component: nuclear pore; cytoplasm; centrosome.
ACGUUCACAGGAUGGAAGGGAAUUUCAUUUCACGCACUGUGCUCCGGAUAUGAAAGGCACGCAGGCGUGAGACGGAAGUGAAGCAGUUGGAGGGAAACGGCGGUCAGUUUGGGAUUUGAAUCUGUUAGUACUACUUCGAAAAUCUGCAAACAUCUACAAUAAUAUGGCAGACCCAAAGGACAAGGAAGAACACGACAUUCCUGCAGACAGUGCAGAAGAGCCCAACCACGACCCCCAGUUUGAGCCCAUAGUAUCUCUUCCUGAGCAGGAUGUUAAGACACUAGAGGAGGACGAGGAGGAGCUCUUCAAAAUGCGGGCCAAACUUUUUCGUUUUGCCACUGAAAACAAGCCUCAAGAGUGGAAGGAAAGAGGAACCGGUGACGUCAAGCUGCUGAAACACAAGGAGAAGGGAACGAUCCGCCUGCUGAUGAGGAGAGACAAGACCCUGAAGAUCUGUGCUAACCAUCACAUUGUGCCCACUAUGGAGCUGAAGUCCAACGCGGGCAGUGACAGGGCGUGGGUGUGGAACACAUUAGCGGACUACGCUGACGAAAGUCCCAAACCCGAACUACUGGCAAUAAGAUUUUUAAACGCAGAAAAUGCCCAGAAGUUCAAGGCAAAGUUUGACGAGUGCAAAGAGGAAGUCCGUAAACAAAAGGGAGACACGGCCACAAAUGCCAGAGAUGAGCGACAGGGUGACACCAGUCAGGGUGAUGAGGAUGAUGAUGAUGAGGAGGAGGAGGAAGAAGAAGAAGCAGCAGUGAGCGGAGAGGCAUCGGUGCUAGGUUCAGCUGCAGGGGUCAGAGAAAACACAGACAAGGUGGCAGAGAAACUGGAGGAGCUCUCGGUAAAGGUUAAGACCUCAGAAGAGAAGAAGAAGGAGGAGAAGAAAGGAGAAGAAGGCAAAGAAGUGACGGCCGAGGAGAAGAAUUGAGAACCGAAGCGCUGGCUUUGCUGAUCUUCACUUUCUCCCAGUUCCUCCUUUUUUCUACAAUAGACUGUAAAUGAACUGAA